UACAGAAACAUAGCGUCUUUCAAGAAGGUCUAUAGCUGGGGCCAUAAGUGAUCCUUUAAUUUGUUAAGGCCGUUCCUAGGCACCUCACCUGAGCAGAGUUUUUAUAAUGAUGGCUGCAUGCAGAGGAUCUUUGGAUUGUCUGAAGUAAGGAUAGGCUUGGAGUGUGGUCAGAACAAUAGUAGGCCUGGCUGGCUGGAUUAAAGCACUUUGAUGGGGACUGAAGUAAUCAGGUUUUGCAUUUCAGAUGUGAAGCCAACUAUAGACAUGGACUGUGUCACCAACCAAGAUUCCAUGUAUUUGCCCAACUCAGUCAGUGCAGCCCUGGAGGACCUGGAUUUAUGGAGGCAGUUCCACCAGGAAGGGACCGAGAUGAUCAUCACCAAGACUGGCCGGCGAAUGUUCCCACAAUGUAAGAUUCGACUCUUUGGGCUCCAUCCCUACACCAAAUAUGUGGUUCUGGUGGAUUUUGUCCCUUUGGACAACUGCAGAUAUAAGUGGAACAAGAACCAGUGGGAGGCAGCAGGUAAAGCCGAGCCACACCCUCCAUGCAGGACGUAUGUACAUCCAGACUCUCCAGCCCCAGGUGCCCACUGGAUGAAGGAUGCGAUCUGCUUCCAAAAGCUAAAACUGACCAACAACACACUGGACCAGCAUGGACAUGUAAUCUUGCACUCAAUGCAUCGGUACAAACCUCGGUUCCACAUCAUUCAGUCUGAUGACGUAUACAACACCCGAUGGGGACUCCUGCAAGUGUUUAGCUUUCCAGAGACCGAGUUUACAGCAGUCACUGCCUAUCAAAAUGACAAGAUCACAAAACUGAAAAUUGAUCACAAUCCUUUUGCCAAGGGUUUCAGAGAACAGGAAAGGGGCAGCAAGAGGGAUGACAUGUUAAAGCUCCAUCCACAAAGUCCUAGCAAGCGCCAGAAAAGGAAGAAAUGGGAGGACAGUCCUGAAGCAGACGAUGAAGAUCGCUCUAAAAUCGCUCGUGUAAAGGAAGAACCUGGCAUGAUGCCAGCAGAGGUAUAUUCCCAGUGGGUUACAGAUCAUGAAGGAGGUAUUCAAUUACACCCCAACUCUCCAGAUUUGACAGAUUCUCCACACCAAGAGCAGCAGGUUCCAUCCUCUUCCUCCAGCUUUCUGUAUAGAAGCCCACUGAGAAGAUGUCCUCAGACCCUUCCAGGAUCCUUGGAUACAUGUGAAGCAGCAGGUAGACGCCUCACACCUGAUGUUGCAACAGUGCCAGAGUUGGAUGCCUGUCAGCUUCAAGUAUUUCCUCCACAGCACUCUGUACAGGAGCGCCCUAGUGGAAUGAACUUUCCAAUGGACACACCUACACGACAGACACUGCGUGGGCCCAUGUACAGUCCAUAUACCCCUGACCAGUGGAUGGUUCCUACACAGGGGCAGUAUCGGCCCAUGAGCUACUCCUACCCAACAGACUUCGGCACCCAAGGACCUGUGAAUCAAACACAUAAUGGGAUGUCAGACUGGAGCCAAUACUCUUUAUUUCCUUACACUUGCUGGUAAAUAGCGAAACACAAUAACCAAGUUGUGGACUGACAGAGCUCACAAUUGCCUCUACAAUUUCAUAAUAAUUUUUGUCCCCUCACAAAUAGAGGAAACAAAAAAAUAAUCAAUCGUUGGCACAGACAACAAAUGUAGCCAUCCAAGAAAUGCUACUCGUAUAAGUUGGGUGAUUAGGAGGGACUGUAUGCCAUUUAAUUUAUUUUAUAGACUUCUACUUUAGAGACCAGGUUUUGGACCUAUUCCUGUUGGCAUUGGUAUCUACAGUGCAACCACUUCCAAAGAUGGCCAAACUCUACUUCUACUUCUAGCUGCUUGUGAACUAUUUCCAGAAUAAAGAACUGCAAAGUCUUCAACUGGAACUGGAGGAUGUAUAUACACACACUCCGAUACGGAUCUCUGUUUGUUGCACACACAUUUAAUUUUGAAGCCAAGGACUGGAGACAUACAACUCCUCUAACAAACCUUCCUGUUAGAAGAGAUUUUACGUCAUAAAACCGAGUUUUCCGAUAUUGCUUUGCACAAAUGUUUUGUUUUAUUUUGUGGUUUAAAUGUUUUCUUUUUUGGUAAUACUUUAACAUUUGCUUGAAAUUUUGCACAUUUUCCUGGGGAUGUUUUUGAAUAUGCACGUGCAUAUUUGGACCAGCACAUGGUAUGAGGCACAGUUAAUGCAAGAAAAGCACAAGGGUCUUUUUGCAUGUUUUACACAGGGUUGUGUGUAAUGAGCAUGCUUGUUCUAACUGGGGGUUUGUUUAUGUGCAACCGUUUCUGGGCUGUUUUUUUGCAAUAUAGAGAUUCAUGGGGUAAAGACCAUAUGCAGGGAUAUAUGGCAGCUGCAGGUUCAGCAGCUCGGAGCAGAGAGUAAUAUAGGGCAUUUCUAAUUGGCUGCUAUGGGUAUAAAUCAAUGCGUUUGGCACAUCCUGUAAAUAAAGACUGUAUGUGAAAUAAUAAUUUUGGAUUGUAGAAAGUCAUGAGACCCAGUCAAUGUAUGGCUGGUCUGUUAGAUAAGUUUACUUUUUAGACUAUGCACCCCUAACUUACUGGUUGUGACAAAGAUAUGUCCUAUGUAUAGACCGCAUUGUGUGUGUAAAUAGAUUUUAUUUAAGAAAUAUUGGACUUUUGUUUGCUAGCUAGGAGCACACCCUUCUAAUGAAGGAUGAUUUUUAUGUGCUUCAGUGAAUUGAAGUGAAAAUGAUGGAAUGUACAUUUUGGGUCACUGUCAUUUUACACUUGCAAUAAACGGCUAGUACAUAAA
Rana temporaria (common frog) is the source of this 2779-nucleotide messenger RNA. RefSeq names its product T-box protein VegT-like. The record is from RefSeq and is a predicted model, not a curated record. The transcript has 9 exons. Gene Ontology annotation, cellular component: nucleus. Gene Ontology annotation, molecular function: RNA polymerase II cis-regulatory region sequence-specific DNA binding; DNA-binding transcription factor activity, RNA polymerase II-specific. Gene Ontology annotation, biological process: regulation of transcription by RNA polymerase II; positive regulation of DNA-templated transcription; cell fate specification. The coding region runs from base 211 to 1527 and encodes 438 amino acids. NCBI's taxonomy places the organism in Eukaryota, Metazoa, Chordata, Amphibia, Anura, Ranidae.